AUGCUCCCCCCCUCUUUCUUACUCUCUCACACACUCACUCACAUCUCUCUCUGUCAUGCAAGGAACAAAAUGCGCAGGUUAUUUAUGGAAGAACACCCUCUUGCUUUGUCGAGUGUUCGAUCGGGUGCAUGAAGCUGAUGGAUCGUCAUAUAGUGUAAGUUUGGUCCCUUGUCCCCUGGCCCGUGUGUGCAAGUGAAAGCUAGCUAGCUUUGCAGAGACUAGAGAGUGAGACCGUGAAAGCUUAAUUAGCUACAGAUUAGCCUGGUAGCUGGAGACAAUUGACCUAUACUAGUGCUGCUUAGUCUCUUGGGAGGGAGGUAGAGGUCGAUGACGAUGGAGAGUAGAACGACCAUGGCGGCCGGGAGGGAUAGGGUGGAUAGGGUGAGGCAGUACAACAGGUCCAAGGUGCCUCGCCUCAGGUGGACGCCUGAGCUCCACCGCCGCUUCGUCCAUGCCAUACACAGCCUCGGAGGCCACCACAGGGCUACGCCAAAGAGAGUUUUGCAGCUGAUGGGAGUGGGAGGGCUCACCAUAUCUCAUGUCAAGAGCCAUCUACAGAUGUACAGGAAUAUGAGGGGUAAUGAUCUUGACAUGAUGCAAGGCAUUCAGCGAAUGGAUCAGGAACACACAUUUUCAGGAGGCAUGGAAGUUUGGACAGAUAUGCAGCAAGUUCAUCAUCAUCAUGAGUACUGUGAUGGACCCUAUUGCAGUCGCCACUCUCCAAAGCAUACAGUACUGCUCCACCAUACACAACUGAAAAGGCCAUCUCAGUCUCAGAUGGGGAGCGUACAAGAAGCAGAGGCAUCGAGGCCCCAGAAGAGGUUGCUCCAAGGAAUAAGCGAGAGGGACGCCGCGCCCGGGGCCGGGGGCCGCCUGCUGCUCAGACAGUACAGCCUUGCCGCCGCAGCAGCGGGCUACUGCUUCCAGCGCGAACCAGCUGCGGCAGGCGGUGGUGGCGAACAAGCUGAUCCUCCCAGCUGCACGCUCGCUUGCCUCGUGGCGCCAACGCGUGCUAAUUGUGACGACCCCUGCGAGGAGCAGAUCAGCGGCUGCGAAGAACCAGUGCAACAAGAAGAAGGCGGCCGCGGUUAUGUUGCCGCGCCGGCGAGCUGCUACGGGGAGGAGCGGGGCGACGGCGAGCUGACGUUGUCGUUGUCGUUGGACCUGGACUCGGGGCGCCCCCUGAUGAGGAGGAGCAGUGAGCAGGGCAGCUGCUUCCUUAGGCCAAGUGUUAGGGGUGGCGGCGGCGGCUGCUGCUCGGGCCGGCGCCGGCGCGGCCGCGGCGGGUGUGUUUGCCUUGACCUGUCCUUGUCGUCCUUGUACAACUGAUCAUCGGCUGCAUGCGCAUGUCCCGGCUUCAUAGAGUGCGGUAGUCGAGGAAAUUGGCUCCACAUAUGGGGUCGAUCGAUCAAUCCUAGCUAUGCAUGCAUGCAUGUGGAAUCGCGUCGCGUGUGUGGUUGGACGUACGUUUGGGGAUGCAAAUUUUUGUCACGGGCGACUGGACUC
Brachypodium distachyon (stiff brome) is the source of this 1506-nucleotide messenger RNA. RefSeq lists its product as uncharacterized. The record is from RefSeq and is a predicted model, not a curated record. NCBI's taxonomy places the organism in Eukaryota, Viridiplantae, Streptophyta, Magnoliopsida, Poales, Poaceae. Gene Ontology annotation, molecular function: DNA-binding transcription factor activity; DNA binding. The transcript is spliced from 6 exons. The coding region runs from base 328 to 1329 and encodes 333 amino acids.